GGUAGUAGUGAUAUCUGUGGAAUGAACCACACUUCAGAAUUAUCCACAUCAAUUCGAAGAAUGUAAUACAUCCAAGUGAUAGAAGAUGAGUUGAUCCCGGUGGUUCUGCUCAUAUAAAAACAGAAAUUAGAUCUGGCCGAGUUUGAAGGGGAAAAUGAUUUCGAACCCUCAUUGAUAACUACGGGCGAAUCCAGGUUGGAUUCAAGCUUGCAAAUAUGAUCGGCGGCUUGUAUGAUGGAGGCCCCGCUUAUCAUUCGGUCGGCAGCGGACGCAUCGAGACAUUCCACUGGCGUUCGCACGUUAAACUCUCUAGAAUAAUAAUUCUGGUUCCGGUCGUUCUCUUCAUUGUGCCACUCUUCACGCAUUAUUAUCUAUCUAAGGUUGAAUCAGAUUCCCCAAACAUCGAUAUCCAUCGAACGAGAUCAAAACUUGAAGCGUUUGAGGAUUUCACGUCGAUGAAAGCAUCAGACCUUAAAUCCCGAAUUGAGGAAAUGAUGAGGAUAAAAAUAUCGGUCAGCAAUGAGCUUCGAGAUCUUGAGGCUAAGCGUCAGCGUCUCCAAAUGGAAGUCAGUGGUUUUACGCAGCGAAUAGACGAGUUGAAGCAGGAGCUACUUCACCAGCAGACUGACCUUGACAGGCUCAAAAUCAGCGUCGUUCAGGCUCAAGUCGCACAGCGGGAAGCUGUCGAGAGAAACACGCCAGAACUUGCGCCGCCAAAAAGAAUGCUCGUCGACAGUUUGCCACCAAAAAUUCCGCCUAGCCGUCACGUUCGCUCGUGUCGUAUGUACAAUUGCUUCGAUCACAGCCGAUGUGCGUUAACCAGCGGUUUUCCUGUCUUUCUCUACGAUCCUGAUUUAUACUCGGUUGUUAAUGCUGCGUGGGAUGUUGAUGGGUUUCUCAAAACUACCAUAAAGCAGACGCUAGGCUACAAUCCACACUUAACAGCGAAUCCGGCAGAGGCUUGCAUCUAUAUCGUUCUAGUCGGUGAGGCUUUGUCCACAGAAUCUCAUGGGACUAAGUCAAGUCCUUUGGAUGUCGAAAAGCUGCAUUCGCUACCAUAUUGGGGUGGCGAUGGAAGGAAUCACAUCCUGCUGAAUCUCGCACGACGGGAUCUUUCCAUCGGUUCAGGUAACAUAUUCGACCAGCUAGACACAGGAAGAUCGAUGCUCGUCCAAUCGACGUUCCGACGUUCCCAAUUUCGGGACAAUUUCGACCUUAUAGUCCCGCCGAUCCUUGGUCCGCCAGGAGGAGACAUAUGGCAGGACUGCCCAUCGAUGUUGCCGGCGCGUCGAAAGUACUUGCUUUCCUUCCAGGGGGAGAUGAAGUCCGCUUCGCGAUUCGCGACGACGCCGUUGGGCCGUUCGGACGACACUGAUGCGGACAACGAGUCGAACCUGGACGCUUUCAUAAUCCAGCACCUGCGCGAAAUGACCGCUGGAAUGACGCUGGACAAAUUCCUGAUCCAAUUCGAGUGCAUUCCGGCCUCAGACGAUCGAAAAUCGGUCGAAAUUGCCGAUUGGUCACUGUGUGGAACUGACUCGUCGCGAAAAUCGGUCCUCAAGGACUCAACCUUCGCCCUUAUCCUCGCGCCGAGCGACGCAGAAUUCCUUUCUACAACCUCGAUGCAGGCUAGACUAUACGAGGCGCUGAGGGCCGGGGCGAUUCCAGUUAUUCUGGGCGGAGAUCAGGUCCUGCUCAGCUACGGCGAAGUCGUCGCCUGGCGCAGAGCAGUCGUCUUUCUGCCCAAGGCUAGAGUCACAGAGAUGCACUUUUUGCUUCGCGCAAUUCCGGACAGUGACUUACUUGCCAUGCGAAGGCAAGGAAGAACUCUCUGGGAAAGGUAUUUGGGCGUAGCUCAAGGUGCCGUCGACACCGUCGUCGCUGUCAUUAGAGACAGACUCGGAAUUCCUCCGCUUCCAGCCCCGCAGACGCCAAGUCCCAGUGUUUUCAACGAGACGUUUGUUCCUCUGAGGGCUGACAAUAUCGUUGCUGAACCCGAGGCUGAGGAGAGCCUCGGACCUCUUGAACCUCCUUAUCCUUCCCCAUCUUUCAGGAGGAAUUACUCCACUUUUCUUACCCAGGGGCAUAUCAUUUGGAAUGACUGGGCCGAUCCGUUCAAUCUUUAUCCUCAGCUACCUUACGACACGGUGCUUCCCAGUGACGCCAAGUUUAUUGGAUCUGAGGUCGGCUUUAGACCGAUUGGAAAAGGUGCAGGCGGCGCGGGUAAGGAGUUUAGCGAGUCACUGGGUGGAAAUCAUCCCAGAGAACAAUUUACGAUUGUUAUGCUGACAUACGAGAGAGAGCAGGUGCUCAUUAACGCCCUGGCCCGACUUUAUGGUUUGCCGUAUUUGAACAAAGUCCUCGUCGUUUGGAACAGCCCAAAAGCGCCGAUGGAGGAUUUGAGGUGGCCUGAAAUCGGAGUACCGAUACACGUAAUCAAGGCCCUCAGAAACAGUUUAAACAACAGAUUUUUACCGUUUGACGCGAUCGAGACUGAAGCAGUUUUAUCAAUCGAUGACGACGCUCAUUUGCGACACGAUGAAAUAAUGUUCGGCUUCAGGGUUUGGAGGGAGCAUCGUGACAGAGUCGUUGGUUUUCCGGGUCGCUUUCACGCCUGGGAUCAGAAUUAUCAUAACGCGUGGAAUUACAAUUCGAAUUACUCAUGCGAAUUGUCGAUGGUUUUGACCGGUGCCGCGUUUUUCCACAAACACUACACCUAUCUCUACACUCACUGGCUGCCUCAAGCUAUCAGGGAUAAAGUCGACGAAUAUAUGAACUGCGAAGACAUCGCGAUGAAUUUUUUGGUGUCUCAUAUCACAAGGAAACCGCCCGUCAAGGUUACAUCGCGUUGGACGUUCAGGUGUCCCGGAUGUCCGGUUUCACUCUCCGAAGACGACACGCAUUUCCAAGAGCGUCAUAAGUGCAUAAACUUCUUUUCUCAGGUUUUUGGAUACAUGCCACUUUUGAAUACCCAGUACAGAGCAGACUCCAUAUUAUUCAAGACUAGAAUACCGCACGACAAGCAAAAGUGUUUUAAAUUUAUAUAAUAAAACUGGACAGUCCAAGAUGAAAAAGGUAAUAUACCUAAAUCUAAUUUAUCAUAAUUGGUAACUGAUUUACAUAUGUAUAUAUGAGAAAGCAUAAAGAGUUAUUGAUUUAAUUAUCAAAUCAAACGGGAACUGUUAGCGUUAAUAAAAGUUUUCGAGUUAGGUAGUUAAUUUCUGUCUUACAUGGAAUAUAUAUUUAUCCUUAGGAUACGAUGCAUUUUAGCUCAACUCUGUGACAAGAAAUUUUUUAUA
Messenger RNA from Diprion similis, 3299 nucleotides. It is a transcript of the gene botv, whose product is annotated as exostosin-3. Gene Ontology annotation, cellular component: membrane. The coding region runs from base 216 to 3047 and encodes 943 amino acids. Lineage: Eukaryota; Metazoa; Arthropoda; Insecta; Hymenoptera; Diprionidae. The record is from RefSeq and is a predicted model, not a curated record. The transcript is spliced from 10 exons. Gene Ontology annotation, molecular function: glycosyltransferase activity.